Molecule: messenger RNA, 2774 nt
Organism: Columba livia (rock pigeon)
Lineage: Eukaryota; Metazoa; Chordata; Aves; Columbiformes; Columbidae
Product: mas-related G-protein coupled receptor member X1
Exons: 3
Coding region: 336-1328 (330 amino acids)
Biological process (GO): G protein-coupled receptor signaling pathway
Cellular component (GO): membrane
Molecular function (GO): G protein-coupled receptor activity
Source: RefSeq, a predicted model, not a curated record
ACAAGACCUGCUUGUCUAACACUGCGAAAAGUGGGUUGUGAAAGGACCCGAGAAAGACCCUGUGCUGGAUGCUUCACAGCCUCGCCAAGGCAGAGGUUGGUCCAGUUUUCUUCCAGUAAUAAUUCCAGGAAACCUGAGGAAGAUCCCAUCUCGGGGAUGGCGAGUGCGAGGUGAUGCAGUGUCUGCUCCGGUGAAGUUCCCCAGGCUGUGCGAGGAAAGAAGAUCUGUCCUGUCCAAAGCCAGGAAGGAGGCAUCUCCCCAGCUUUUGCUGCACCUCUGUACCUGCUCUUGUGCCAGCUGCGUGAGGGGGAAGGAGAAGCAGCAGAGGUUUCGUAAUGAGCACAUUGAUCUUGGCCAUGGAAAGAGCCUGCGCUGCCUGCUGGAGCCAGCUCGGUGGGACGGUGUACAACGGGACUUGGCAUUACGGGUUGCUGGGGCCGGCUGGCUCAUACAGGGAAGACGACUACAGCAAGACAGACUGUGAAGAUGAUCAUUUGAGCAAAGUCCCUAUCACGCUGAUCAUCUGUUUCUGUGGGCUGGUGGGGAACGGGGUUGUCCUCUGGUUCCUUGGCUCCCGAGACCGCAGGAACGCCAUCAUCAUCUACGUCCUAAACCUGGCCAUUGCCGACAUCACCUUCCUCCUCUCCAUCACCAUCGCCCUUGUGAUAUUUUAUGGCUCAGAGACCCUUUGUCACAGGCUGGACUGGCGGGAUGUGGCAACUGUGCUGAACAUCACCAUCCUCUUCAGUUUCACCGCCAGUGUCUACCUCCUGACAGCCUUCAGUGCCAUGACGUCCCUGUCCAUCCUUCCCCUGGUCCGUGGUCCCUGUCACCGCUCCCAGCACUUGCCAGUGCUUGUGUGUGCCCUGCUCUGGGUCCUCUCCUUCCUGCUCACCAUCACCCUGUACUUCUGCCCUGCAGCACUCAUCGUCUUUGCCCUGAGCCACCUCCUAUCGGUGCUUAUCCUGUUUUUUUCUGGUCUAACCCUGCUUGCCAGGCUCUUGUGCUCUUCGUGUCAAUAUCCUCCAAGGAAGCUCUGUGUUGUGGUCCUGCUGGUUGUCUUCUUCUUCCCCUUCUUCACUGCUGAUUUUGGUUACUGGCUCUUGUUAAGACUGUUUGAUUUUUCUGUUUUUGUCUCUGACGCCUCUUUCCCGCUCGCCUGUGUGAACAGCACUAUCAACCCUGUUAUUUACUUCUUGGCUGGGAGCUGUGCAAAGAAGUUCAGGCUCUCUGUCAGGGUUGCUUUCCAGAGGGCUUUUGAAGAUGGAACAGAGCCCCAAAACAGAAGUGAAACUCACAGAGAAAACACAGUGGAAGCAGCUGUUUAAACCCCUGCAGCCCCUCCCUGAGAGAAGAUGCUCAAUGGUUGGGGUUGGAAGGGACCUCUGGAGAUCACCCAGUCCAACCCAUGCUCAAGGGAUGGAGACAUCCCAUGAGCCAAACGGAGACAAGGAAGAUGGCUUUGGUGCAGGUCUGGAUGGAGCUGAAGAGCAUGAGCUGCAGAACAGCAAAACACACUGGGUGGCAUAAGAACUCCUGCCUGGGGUGAACACUGAGAAGUGUGAUUAAAAACCCAUCAAAGCCUUUGAAAUCUCUGCUUUGAAUCUGUUCCAUCCAACAGUUCAGAGCUUUCAGUGUCUCAAAAAUGAUCUUGCUCUACCCCGCGCACUGUUAAAACAAAGCCAUGGAGGUUGGACUCGAUCUUGAGGGUCUCUUCCAACCAAAAUGAUUCUAUGAUUCUAUGACUCUAUGAUGCUUAGAUCCUGCCAGUGUUUAUUUUAUUCGAUGCCUAUGACCACACUGUGGGUAGAGAAGACUUGGCACAGCAAGGCAGAAUAAUUCGUGGGCAAACCCUUUUGUGGGCAUCUCUAGCGGAUGCCAGCACAUGUGAAGAAUAUGUGGAGGUUUCCACAUCCAGACUUGUUCCCAAGCAAGGAGGCAAUGUGUUUUGGAUUGCCCCCGGAAGGCUUUCCGUGAAACACAUUGCUUCUGCCUCAAAAUGAGCUUUGUCCUCACACCACGUGGGCCGCCUGCACGCAAGGGUUUCCGGCUGGAGCCGCCUCUUGUCGUUCCCCCCGCUUUUCUCUCUGUCUGGAUGGUUAUCCUGAGCAAAUGCUAUUUCGCAACCAUGACCUGAGGUCUGUGUCCAUUUCUGGUGUGCCUGUUCGUUCCUCAUCUGGAAAUAAAAGACGAGGAGCAGAAUUAAAACGAAAGACCACCAAAAGCACAGCCCUGCCUGAAGGCUCUGUUAAACGCUGGGUUUUCUCUGUGAAAGAGGAUACAGGGAGGGGGGAGGAAAACAGUGGAAUUUUUAUGGGAAAGACCCUGUUGAGGCCGUGAGGACUGAAAAUGAAACAUCUUGAAAUCCUCUCUCGGUUUUCCUGUGGGGACUGAUAGGAGCAGGGCUGGAGCAGAUUCCCUGUCCCCUUGCAGGGACAUUACUGUGCUGUUGGGUCCCUGAGAGACCCCGCAGGGAGGCCACAGCCUCCAGGAUGCGAUGUCUCACCAUCCAGCUGUCAUCUGCUGCACCAAACCGGGUGCGUCUGGAGCACAGCUGGAAAGCAGCACCUCGCGUGAACUUCUUGGCAUGAACAUGGUUUCAAAGGUCCUUUCCAAACAAAGUGGUUCUGUGAUUCUAUAAUUCUGUCAUUCCAUGAGCACCGGGAACAUGCAACUCAUAAUCCUCUGCUACUAUCGAACUUGUACUUUACUCAGACUGAUUUAACCCUGGAAUUAAAUGGUGUGACACUUGAAGUAUAAGAGUAUGUUCUUGU